GUCACUGGACAUACGAGUGGACAAUUUCAUUGACGUGUAAAUACCACUGAUGGCUCUUGAAUUGUUCUGAGAGCAGAUGUUAGAGCUCUGCUGUGCAUUAUAUCACCAUUUUUUAAGAAGUAGCCCAUGUUUGGCCGAUGUUUUGAUGAACUGGUUUGCCUGGACAUAACUCAGGUGGAUUUAGAGCAGAGUGGGACUUUGGUCUGAAUAUUACUGAAAAAGUUCAGGGCCUAAAAGUCUUUGAAGGUAAAAUUGGUAAGACUUUUGAUCCACUUUGUUGAAAAUGGACAGUGCAUGUGCUGGUGCUGGGAACCAGCUUCUCCAUGUGGACAUCCACAUUGAUGAGCACGAACCUCAGAGAGGAAUCCUGGACCUUCUCAGCAGACUCCGUCCUCACUGGAAGGCACAGGACAUUCAGAUGAAGACGUUCACAGAGGGCAUCACCAACCAGCUGAUCGGCUGCUACGUGGGCUCUCUCCAGGAGCCUGGUUGUGUCCUGGUGCGGCUGUACGGCAGAAUGACGGAGCUCUAUGUGAACCGGGACCGGGAGGUGGAGAUGUUCCAGGUCUUCCACGCCCACGGCUGCGGCCCACAGAUCUACUGCAGCUUCCAGAAUGGCAUCUGCUACGAGUUUGUUAGAGGAACGGUGCUGGACGACGACCUGCUCAAGCAGCCCUCCAUCUACAGAUUGAUCGCAGCAGAGAUGGGGAGAAUCCACUCGAUCCAGCCAAAAUGUGGUCUGUCUGCUGAACCUCUGCUCUGGACAAAAAUGUCCCACUUUCUCACACUGGUGCAGAGCAGCAUCAACAGCAGCCCGGCCGAGCAGUGCUGCACAAAGAGUUCUGCGGCUCUGCUAGAGGUGCCCAGCUUUGAGACUCUGUCAGCGGAAAUGGAGUCACUGAAGAGACACCUCUCGCAGACUGACUCGCCGACUGUCCUCUGCCACAACGACCUCCUGACGAAAAACAUAAUAUACAACCAGAAAGAGGGAAUGGUGAAAUUCAUUGACUACGAAUACGCCGAUUACAACUACCAGGCCUUCGAUAUUGGAAAUCACUUCAACGAAUUUGCCGGUGUGAAUGAUGUUAACUACAGCCUGUAUCCGAGUCGGGAGCUGCAGAGGGACUGGCUGACGGCCUAUCUGGAGAGUUACAAGCACAGCACAGGACGUGAGGUCACGGUUACAGAGGCAGAAGUUACGCAGCUCUACAUUCAAGUCUGCAAAUUCUCACUGGCGUCCAACUUCUUCUGGGGUCUCUGGGCCAUCCUGCAGUCUCGCUUUUCAUCCAUCGACUUUGACUUCCAAAGAUACGCCACAGCACGACUCAACUUCUACUUUGAGAAGAAAGAGGAAUAUUUUGGCCUGACAAUGAACUAGAGACAGAGGACAAAGGACCAAUGAGUUUUAAAUGAGAAGUAGCCUUAUCUGCUUUGUGUGUCCAAGAAGAGUUCUUACUGAUGUGACCCGUGUCCUUCCUUGUUGCACUGAACAAUAUCAUCUGUGGAUGGAAGGCACAGAAUAAGCUUAUAAAAGUGCUCCCCAUUGUUUGUUAUUUCAGGCUGAAGUGUGAGUUAAUAUGUUUUGCUAUCACUGUGAUUUCUAAAAUAUUUGUUUUACCACAGUCACUAUGCCGAUAAGCUUAUUUGGCAAAUUGAGAUGAGACUGACGCCAGAAACACAUUAAUUGUUCCCACAUUUAGCCGGGUCGCAUAAAGCCACAAAAACUGAGCCUGAUCAUAAAACCCGUAAGAGAGUUAUUUGCAGGCUUAUUCAGUGCGUACCGCAGUUCUGAUGGAAAACAAGUUUUCAUUUCAACUUAUUUACUGCACCGAGCAGUGCAUUAUUUUAAAUCUGUCUCUGUCCUUAAGACUUGUUAAGCUGCUUUGUCGGCACCUCACGGAUGUUCAUCAAGCAGUAAAUAGCUUAUUUGUGUCAAAAUAGUGUGUAAAGACAGUAUUUAAUUCUGAUUCUACAUAAAUCAUGUCACAAAUUUUUCCUUUCAUUAGUAAAUUGUGAAAUGCUUCACCUAUUUGUCCACAUUAUAAAAGUGCUUCAGCCCAAAAGUCAGUGUAAAAAGCGUCUUUGCUCCCUGACCGACUGAAAGUGCUGUUACUACACCUCCAACAGACUCCUUCAGAAUGGGUCAUUUUGAUUUGAAUAUAACUAACUUUUCUUUUCUUUAAAUACCAUAGUCUACCUAACAGUGGGGACACACUACACUGAUGUCCUUACCACACGCUUCCUUGUUGCAGGUCAUUAACUUGUCUGAAAUGUUCACUGAGUCAAUGACCUAGUGAGUGUUUUAGAAUUCAGAUCAAUGCAUGAUACAAGAAGACAAUCUACAUUACAUAUACUGUAAUAAAAGAAUAUGAUGGUUGGUUGGCAAGACGUGUAGGAAGGA
This is a messenger RNA of Seriola dumerili (greater amberjack), 2401 nucleotides long. RefSeq names its product ethanolamine kinase 1-like. NCBI's taxonomy places the organism in Eukaryota, Metazoa, Chordata, Actinopteri, Carangiformes, Carangidae. The coding region runs from base 284 to 1378 and encodes 364 amino acids. The record is from RefSeq and is a predicted model, not a curated record. The transcript has 8 exons. Gene Ontology annotation, biological process: phosphatidylethanolamine biosynthetic process. Gene Ontology annotation, cellular component: cytoplasm. Gene Ontology annotation, molecular function: ethanolamine kinase activity.